Molecule: messenger RNA, 1652 nt
Organism: Anopheles stephensi (Asian malaria mosquito)
Lineage: Eukaryota; Metazoa; Arthropoda; Insecta; Diptera; Culicidae
Product: meiosis-specific nuclear structural protein 1-like
Exons: 3
Coding region: 156-1580 (474 amino acids)
Biological process (GO): cilium organization
Cellular component (GO): motile cilium
Source: RefSeq, a predicted model, not a curated record
ACACACGCGAGCUGUCAAAAUCAAGCAGCAAAUCGAAUAAACAAACGUUGCUAUAGGAAACGGUUACAUGCGCGGGUACAAUGAAUGGUUUUUCUUAAAGAGAGCCGAAAUUUUUGCUGUGCUUGAACAAAAUUGUGUCCAAAACUCAAGGAAAAAUGAAUCCCUCACGCCAGAAACAACAGCAGCUGAAACAGAAUGCAUUAUGCAAAGCGGUUGAAAGUAACCGUACGAAUGCCAACUACCAAAAAGAUUUCGACCAAAUACAGCGCAACUGUUUGGAGAACUGGCGAAAGCAGACAGCAGAACAGGCUGCCAGGGAACGUGAACACGAACAGCGGCAACUCGCACAACAGCGGGAAGCGGCCCGACGCCAAUGGUUGCUCGACGAGCAGGAACAGGCACACCGGUUGCAGGAAGCGAACCGGCAAAAGAUUAACGAAGAAAAGCUACGCCAGCAGUUGCGCGAAUCGAACCAAGAAAUGCGUCUGCUCGAGUCGAAACUGCGGGCCGCCUAUGUGGCCAAAGGCAUCGCCGCCCAGCUGGCGGAAGCGGACCUGCGAAAGAAAGCCGACCGGUUGCAGGCGCUCAAAGAAAUGGAAGAGUUCGAUAAACUGAAGCGGGAAAACGUCGAGUACAUGAAGCAAAGGCAGGCAGUCGAAGAGACCGAAAAGCGGACGCUACGUUUCGUGCUGCAGCAGCAGAUGGAUGAAACACGGGCCGUGAAAAAAUGUCUGUACGAAGAGUUUCUUGCGGAAAAAAUCUAUCUCGAUGUGGUGGUGAAGAAAAUACAGGAGGAACAUCUAGAGGCGAUCCAGCGGAAGCUGGAACAGCAGCAGUGUACCCGGCAGGAGAUGGAAUAUUUUCAGGAAGCGAAACAAACGUGGAAAGCGCGCCAAGCAUUUUUGGACGAGGAGGAAAACGAACGCAUCCGAAAGUACGGCCAGGAGAAGGAUCUUUUGAAGCAGAUGAAACAACAGCAGAAGCAGGAAAGCGACCAACGGCGGGAAGAGCUUAACAGGGCUAUGAUUGCUGAGCUGGAAAAGGAUAUUACCGAUCAGCGGAAUCGCGAAGAGAUGCUGCAAGAGCUGUACAUCGCCGAACGGAAUGAGAAGGAGGAGAUGAAGCGUCAAAUCGAGCUGGAAGAGCAAAUCCGUAAGCGGGUCGCGAUCCGGUUGGACCUGGAACGGCAGCUGGUGGAAAACAGCUGCCAACGGGAACUGCAAGCGGAAGAGGAGAAACGUUUCCAGGAGGAUCAGAUCAAGCUGUGGGCGGAACGGGAUCGUAUCGAUAUGAUGUCGAACGAGAAACGUCGCCGAAAGAUGAUGGAGUACAGGCGGCAGGUCCAGGAGCUGCUGGAGGACCGACGGAAGCGCCGCACGGAAGAGGUGAAAACGCUGAUGGAGCAGGAAGAGCGGCAGAAGCAGGAAGAGCACCGUAGGCAGGAAAUACUCGAGGAGGAACGGAUAAAGCUUCUGAAGGAGCAUGCUACAGCGCUGCUCGGGUUCUUCCCGCCCGGCGUACUGCGCGAGACGGACCGGGAAUUUAUUCCACUGCCGAAGCUUAAUAAACCCACCAAGUAAAAUGGGCAUUUUGGUGGGCGAUUUUUUUAAAUGUAUACAGAAUAAAAAAAAUGUAAUUUUAUCCCUUUUUAA